AUGCCUCUACGACAAACCGCCACUCGCUCGCUGCGUCUUGCCUCGCGCAAUGUCGCCCCCUCGACCCGCGCCUUCACCGUCUCGGCUCUGCGCCAGAAGGAGCUCGCCGCCGAUGUGUCCGACCUGCCCAACAUGAGACACGCCCAAAGAAGCGCUCAAGGUCGUCUCCAUGUUCCCAUCGUCAACCCUGCCGACAAGUUUCAAGAAAAGGCCGACAGCCUGCACCAGUACGGCCAGUACUUGAUGGCUUGCAUGCCCAAGUACAUCCAGCAGUGCGUGCUCCCUCUCCUCGCAACCGCAAAACUAGCAUUGACACGAUCCGUCCAGGNNUUCUCGGUGUGGAAGGAUGAGCUCGUCAUUUACAUUGCCCCCGCCGCCGUCCUCCCCGUCUUCAACUUCCUCAAGUACCACACCGCCGCCGAGUUCACCCAGAUCAGCGACAUCACCGCUGUCGACUACCCUACCCGCGAUCAGCGUUUCGAGGUCGUCUACAACAUGCUUUCCGUCCGUCACAAUGCCCGCAUCCGCGUCAAGACCUACGCCGACGAGGCUACCCCCGUUCCCUCGCUUUGCGGUCUCUACGAUGGUGCCAACUGGUACGAGCGUGAGGUUUACGACUUGUUCGGUGUUUUCUUUGUUGGACACCCCGAUCUCCGCCGUAUCAUGACCGACUACGGUUUCGACGGCCACCCGCUCCGCAAGGACUUCCCUCUUACUGGUUACACCGAGAUUCGUUACGACGAGGAGCAGAAGCGCAUUGUUGUUGAGCCUCUCGAGUUGACCCAGGCCUUCCGUAACUUUGAGGGUGGUAGCGCUGCUUGGGAGCAGGUUGGCCCCGGUAACGACAGAAAGCCAGAGAGCUUCAAGCUUCCCAAACCAAAGCCUGAGCCCAAGCCCGAGGAGAAGAAGUAA
Molecule: messenger RNA, 912 nt
Organism: Aureobasidium uvarum
Lineage: Eukaryota; Fungi; Ascomycota; Dothideomycetes; Dothideales; Saccotheciaceae
Source: the annotation of a GenBank genome assembly